AUGAAGCUCGUGAGAUUUUUGAUGAAAUUGAGUCAUGAAACUGUAACAAUUGAAUUGAAGAAUGGAACACAAGUCCAUGGAACCAUCACAGACAGCUUGCCUCUGGAUACACUCCUUGUGGAUGUUGAACCUAAGGUGAAAUUCAAGAAGAGGGAAGCUGUUGCAGGAAGAGGAAGAGGCCGAGGUAGAGGAAGAGGAAGAGGACGUGGCCGUGGUAGAGGAAGAGGGGGUCCUAGACGAUAA
Molecule: messenger RNA, 243 nt
Organism: Choloepus didactylus (southern two-toed sloth)
Lineage: Eukaryota; Metazoa; Chordata; Mammalia; Pilosa; Megalonychidae
Product: small nuclear ribonucleoprotein Sm D1-like
Exons: 2
Coding region: 1-243 (80 amino acids)
Biological process (GO): spliceosomal snRNP assembly; RNA processing
Cellular component (GO): U5 snRNP; U4 snRNP; U1 snRNP
Molecular function (GO): RNA binding
Source: RefSeq, a predicted model, not a curated record